UAACUACCUGCAUGGUUAGCCCAUUUAACCUAACCUAUGAAGCGCAGCGUUCCUCCGAGUUCAGGCCCCUGUCCCAUCCAAUCACUACCGGUGCCCAAUUGGUGGUGCCGGCGACAACGGCGGCGAUGCGGCUGCUCUCCGGCGCCUCGGCCUCCCGCCUCCCCUUUUUGGCGCGGGCAAGGCCUAGAUGUGUGUCGCGCUAUUCCUCCGCCUCCGCUUGCCGGGCCGCCUCCUCGUCAGCUGCCCCCGUCGGUGACGGCGGCGCGCGGAAGCCGUGGCUGUUCGUUGGGCUCGGCAACCCCGGGAAGAUGUACCAGAGGACUCGCCACAACGUUGGAUUCGAGAUGAUUGAUGCUAUAGCAGAAACAGAGGGUGUAUCACUCAGCAGUAUGCAGUUCAAGGCAAUGAUCGGCAAAGGUCGUAUUGGAGAUGUUCCUAUCAUGCUUGCCAAGCCGCAAACAUUUAUGAAUGCAAGCGGUGAGUCUGUUGGGCAGCUGGUUUCAUAUUUCAAGAUACCACUUAAUCAAGUCGUUGUGAUGUACGAUGAUCUGGAUUUGCCCUUCGCGAAAUUGCGUCUACUGCCAAAAGGUGGACAUGGCGGGCAUAAUGGGAUGAGAAGCAUUAUCAACCAUCUCAAACAGAAUCGUGAUUUUCCACGUCUAAGAAUUGGCAUUGGACGACCACCUGGGAAGAUGGAUCCUGCCAACUUUGUUCUCAAGCCAUUCACCAAAAAAGAACAAGAAGAGCUUGAUUUCACAUUCCAUAGGGGCUUGGAAGCAAUAAGAAUAAUGGCACUUGAAGGAUUCAACAAGAGCGCUACUUUCGUGAACACUGCCCAAUCAUCCGAAAUGCUGAAUAGAUGACAAACCAAUUGAUUCAUUUUCUGCGCCAAAGAAAUUUGAGUUCCAAGUGAUGAAUUAAAGUCAAGGAGCUAGAUAUGGGUUUUCAGUUAUUUGUGUUGCGGCCAUCUUUCCUGUAAGAAGACCCCACCCUGAAAAGUGAAGCUUUAUUUGUUCAUAUACUGCAAUUUUUGGAUGAUAAUAAUUUAUGUGUACCAGCAACGUGAAACAUUGUGAACUACUCUCUGUAUCAAAAUAUAAGAUGUUUUUGUAGGCUAGGGUACAGAGGUAGUAAUCGAUGUCAUAACAUUUGAGUUUAUGUAUACCUGUUGCUGCCA
Molecule: messenger RNA, 1177 nt
Organism: Triticum aestivum (bread wheat)
Lineage: Eukaryota; Viridiplantae; Streptophyta; Magnoliopsida; Poales; Poaceae
Product: peptidyl-tRNA hydrolase, mitochondrial
Exons: 8
Coding region: 12-863 (283 amino acids)
Molecular function (GO): peptidyl-tRNA hydrolase activity
Source: RefSeq, a predicted model, not a curated record